GACCCCCCCGUUUCUAUCUUUUUUUCUCAAAUAAAACAACAGAAUGUAACAGAAACUGAGGAAAUCAGGUCCACCAGAGAGGAAAAUAAAUGAAUAGAAAACAUAUGUUUAUACCAGUCGCAAUAAUCUCUGUGGUCGAACCCUAAUCCAAUCAUAAUAUGUAUAUAUUAAGGUGGCUAAUACAUUACUAAUUACUAAUAGAAAACUACUAUAACAAUCUCAACUUACGUUUUUGGUAAGAUUUUAUGAAGCCUGUAACAGUGAUCCAUGAAUGGUUUCUGAAAUCUGUUCCAGUCGUAGUGACAUUAAAAAUCCAUGGAGAACACCAUUCCCUGUAGCAUCGUUGGAUUGCUUCCAAUCUAUCCACAGUGGAUUCCGUGAUCUAUGGAUAUCCAACGGUGCCACAUGCAAAUUGCUUUUACAUUUGGGAGAAUCAGCUAUCUUUACUCUUAGCAGACAAAUGUGUGCAGUGUAUAAAUCUAUUGUUCUGUUUCUUCACUCACAUUUGGUUCUUCUUCUUCUUCUUCUGUGUGAAAAGCUUUUUAGCAUUGUUUCAUCAUUCAAUGGAAAGCAAAACCAGACACAGUGAAUCAGGUCAUAACCGACUUGGUGGUCUCUUGAAAGAUCAAGUGCGGUUGGUUAAGAGGAAGGAUUGUGAUCGAUAUGAGAUUGUCAGUAUUCCAGAGAAUUUGUCAUUCGAGAAAGGGUUCUUUAUUGUGAUUCGGGCAUGCCAGGAUUUGGCCCAAAAGAAUGAUGGAAUUGUAUUUGUGGGAGUAGCUGGCCCAUCAGGUGCUGGAAAGACAGUCUUUACUGAGCAGAUACAGACCUUCAUUCCAAGUGUUGCUGUUAUUUCAAUGGAUAAUUACAACGAUGCCACUCGAAUCAUUGAUGGCAACUUUGAUGAUCCUCGCUUAACGGACUAUGAUACACUGCUUAAAAACAUCCAGGAUUUGAAGGCAGGAAAGCCAGUUGAGAUUCCAAUAUAUGAUUUCAAAUCUAGCUCCCGCAUAGGAUACAGGUCACUUGAAGUUCCUAGCUCCCGUAUAGUGAUUUUGGAGGGCAUCUAUGCUUUGAAUGAGAAAUUGCGCCCUUUUCUUGAUCUUCGAGUAUCAGUUACUGGUGGGGUCCAUUUUGAUCUAGUAAAACGAGUCUUACGAGACAUACAUCGUUCCCGUAAAGAGCCUGAAGCGAUUAUUCAACAAAUAUCUGAAACUGUUUAUCCAAUGUACAAGGCUUAUAUUGAGCCUGACCUACAAAAAGCACAUAUAAAAAUAACCAACAAGUUUAAUCCAUUUAAGGGAUUUCAGAGUCCUACAUUUAUUCUCAAGUCUUCGAGGAAUGUGACAGUUGACCAGAUUAAGUCAGUAUUGUCUGUGGAACACACGGAGAGUGUGGAAGAGAUAUGUGAUAUAUAUCUUCUGCCACCUGGUGAAGACCCAGAGACAUGCCAAUCAUAUCUGAGAAUGAGAAACAAAGAAGGGAAAUAUAAUCUCAUGUUUGAGCAAUGGGUCACAGAUUCUUCAUUUGUAAUAUCACCGAGGAUAACUUUUGAAGUUAGUGUCCGGCUUCUAGGUGGGUUGAUGGCUUUGGGGUAUACAAUUGCAGCAAUUCUGAAAAGGAACAUCCAUUCAUUUUGUGAUGAGAAGGUUUGCGUUAAAAUUGAUUGGCUUGAACAGCUGAAGCGUCAAUAUGUUCAGGUCCAAGGAAGGGAUCGUUUGGCUGUUAAGUGUGUUGCUGAGCAGCUGGGCUUGGAAGGUUCUUAUAUCCCCCACACAUAUAUUGAACAGAUACAGUUAGAAAAGCUUGUGAAUGAAGUCAUGGCAUUGCCAGAUGAUUUGAAGACAAAGCUUAGUUCAUAUGAAGAUCUCGUCUCAAGCCCAAAAGAAGCACCUUUGUUUCCAUCAUCAUCAUCAUCAGAUUCAGUGUCAUCAAUUAAGCACAAAAACAUCAGAAACGGGGCAUUGCAUUCAUAUUUAACAAAGCAGGACAAUAUAUUAUCAAAAAACUGUCUCUCUGCUUCCAACAACAACACUUCAGUGUUACCAAUAUUGUUGGCAAACCAGGGAGGUCUUAUAGCUCAGCUAUCAGAACACAUAUCUACAUUGAAUGAUGUGAUUGGUGAGUUGACAUCUUGUAUGGAAGACCUGAAGUCCAAUAUAAUAAGCAGCAGCAAAACGAGUCCACAAAAUCCAUUUCAGUCUGGAGCCUCCUGCAAUGGAUCAGUACCAACAUCUCACUUCAUAUCUGGUUUAGAAAACAGAUCUUUGUCUCGAUCUGUUAUGCCCCAUUUGGCAAUGGAUUCUGCUUCCACGGAAGAGCUAUCAGAUAUGGGAAGGUGUCAACGUCAAACAAUGCAUCUCCUGGACAAUCUUUGCGAUCUACUACGCAAGAGGCUACCUGAGAAAUUGUAUUCAGCAAAGACAAACAAGCAAAGGGCUGUGCUUGGUUUUGACCCCUCUUCCAAAGUAUGUAUAAUAUGUACGCUGGCACUUGGCGGCUUGGGAGUUUUUAUGUUUAAGAGCAUUCUGCCCCGGAAUUGACUAGAUACAUUUAUAUACUCCAAUACAUUCUCUUGGUCUUUAUUUUGUUUUCAUUGAACCCCUUAAGCAAUUGCUGCAAUGCCCUUGUUAUUUUUGGCGGGAAAGAAUUGUUCAUGGAUUAGAUACUUUAGAUCGAGCUAUUUGAGACCACAUGGGCAUAUCAUGUUCAAGAAAGGGUGGAUUUGCAAAUUUUGUAGCUUUUGGGGUUCUUAUUAUGGAACACAAUUACUAGUUAAAAGUUUGAAUCUAUAUUCCUUUGAAAUGUAUACACAAAUCUCUUGC
Cuscuta epithymum is the source of this 2822-nucleotide messenger RNA. The record is from the annotation of a GenBank genome assembly. NCBI's taxonomy places the organism in Eukaryota, Viridiplantae, Streptophyta, Magnoliopsida, Solanales, Convolvulaceae.